Molecule: messenger RNA, 1207 nt
Organism: Fundulus heteroclitus (mummichog)
Lineage: Eukaryota; Metazoa; Chordata; Actinopteri; Cyprinodontiformes; Fundulidae
Product: olfactory receptor 52N2-like
Exons: 3
Coding region: 217-1176 (319 amino acids)
Biological process (GO): G protein-coupled receptor signaling pathway
Cellular component (GO): membrane
Molecular function (GO): olfactory receptor activity; G protein-coupled receptor activity
Source: RefSeq, a predicted model, not a curated record
GGUUUCUGUUCACAGCUGGGUGAACAGACGACAAACGACAACCAGCAGCAGAGACAGCAGCAUCUAGAAGAAAGGCGGCUGAUCUGAGAGCAGAUUGACUCUAAAUGUUGUGAUUUCAGGAUCUCUGUUGACUGGAAGUUAAACAGCAGCUUCUCCUGCUGUUCCUGAAGGCUGAUCCUGGAGCUCUGGUCCAGGAGGGUUUGGUAGAAGACGAGGAUGGAACCACUGAAGGAAAACAUCUCCUCACACAAACACUUCAUCUUCAGUGGCUUCAGCGAGCUCGGAGCCAUGAAGUCCUUCAUUUCUAUCCCCUUUUUCAUCCUGUUCAUGGUGUCUCUGUUUGCCAACUCCCUGCUCAUCUAUGUGGUCAUCUCCCAGAGAAGCCUCCACUCGCCCAUGUACAUCCUCAUCGCCUGCAUGGCGUCUGUGGACAUGAGCCUGCCGCUGCUUCUCAUCCCCAACCUGCUGCUGAACGUCUUGUUCAACUUGAGGGGAAUCUCUCUGAGCGCCUGCCUGCUUCAGAUGUUCUUUGUUCACUUUGUGGGAACGUGUCAGUCCACUCUGUUGUUCUGGAUGGCAUUGGACCGAUACUUUGCCAUCUGCAGGCCUCUUUCCUACCAUGAUCACAUGUCUUUGCCCGGAUUCCUCAAGUUCGUGAUCCCGGUUCUGAUCCGGAACCUCGUGAUGAUCUUGAUGGUGGUGGUUCUGGCAGGAACAUUGUCCUUUUGCCUCCAUGACGUGAUAAACCACUGCAUCUGUGAGCACAUGGCUUUGGUGGAGCUGGCCUGUGGAAGCACCGCCAUCAACAGCCUGGUGGGGUUGAUGACGGUGUUCCUGGUCACCGUGUUUGAUUUCCUCUGCAUCUCCACUUCUUACGUAGUGAUUUUCUGCUCGGUGCUGCGCUCCGGUAAAGCCAACGCUAAAGCUCUGCAUACCUGCAUCACUCACAUCAUCGUCAUGGCCGUCAGUUUGACCCUCGUGCUCACGGCUUUCUUGUCGUAUCGGAUCAGAAACAGUCUGCCAGCUGCUGGCCGACUGUUUGUCAGCAUCAUGUACCUGUUCCUUCCCGGCUGCUUCAACCCCAUCAUCUACGGCAUCAGAACCACAGAGAUCCGACAACACAUCUCCAGGACGUUGUCGUCUUGCUUGCCCCUUCGAACUGUUGAUUGUUGCUGAACGCUCCAAGCUUGUUGUCAGACUCACAUUU